Molecule: messenger RNA, 17222 nt
Organism: Paramuricea clavata
Lineage: Eukaryota; Metazoa; Cnidaria; Anthozoa; Malacalcyonacea; Plexauridae
Source: the annotation of a GenBank genome assembly
AUGAUUCCUGAGGCCAGGCAGAAUAUCAAGGUAGCUUUGCUCUUUUCACAUGAAUAAACCCAUGGUUGAAACCCGAAAUCUUGCACACCAAAAUAUCAUUUCAUAAAUUGAAAGUGUAUUUAUUCUUUUAUGUGUUUGCAGCUUCAAAACAUUGGCAUUAAUGCGGCGAACAUUGGGUUUUCGACUCUCACAAUGGAGUCUGAUAAGUUCAUCUGUGUUCGAGAGAAAAUUGGCGACACAGCACAAGUGGUUAUCAUUGAUAUGGACAAUGCAAACAAUCCAAUCAGACGUCCAAUCUCUGCUGAUUCUGCAAUCAUGAAUCCAAAAUCUAAAGUGAUUGCUCUGAAAGGUAAUUUAUUGUCAAUCUUCUGAUUCAAUAUUUAAAAGUUUAACGCUAAGUAAAUCCUGGCAAAUUGCUAUUAUAAUGCAGCCCUUCAGGUAUCCGUUUGAAGUCCUGGCUAAUAAUAAUUUGGGUGUGGCCAAUACUGUUUUGCUCUACUGAGGCUUUGGCUAAAAAAUUGAUGAGCGAAGCGAGUAUGCAAAGAAUGGAAGGUUGAAGCUUCAAGGGCGCUGUGAGUUGAGUGGUGGGCAAAGGCUUGCAAGCUUUGUCAAUUUGGUAUAUUGUCCGAGUGCAAGACUGGGCUAAAAGUAUCAGCUUGUCAUGACUGCAAGUACCAACGAAUUACACACAGCCUCUGGUGAAUGGAGCCCCGUCAAAUGACUUCUUAGCGCUGGCGAAAUUCACCGUUCACUGGCCUAAAACAAGAUAGAUGUAAUUACAGUCAAAUCCAGUGUUCCAUUGCGGACAACAUUGCAAUAUUAUCACGCAAUAUUGAUUGGCUGAUUGCUCUAGCAAAUUGCAACUGACACGAAAAAAUUGCAAUUUUUACAUAUAGUAACAGUAUUAAACCAUCAACUGCAAAAUUCAAAAUUUCAUAAUAUAAUAUGCAAUUUGUCCGUGCCGGUUGCAAUUUGCUAGAGCAAUCAGCUGAUCAAUAUUGCAACAUUGUGUGACAAUAUUGCUGGCAAUGGAACACCGGAUUUGACUGUAACAGGUCCACUACUUUUCAAAAAUCAGUUUUGUUCAAAUUUGUAUGAUCACUAUGAUGCCAUUUAAACAAAUUUUUCCCCUCAUUGAUCAGUGACAGACCAUCCAUUAUUUUGAGCCUUUAUAAUCCAAGUUAUGUUGUUUUACAGCUGGCCGUACAUUGCAAAUUUUCAACAUUGAAAUGAAAAGUAAGAUGAAAGCUCAUAACAUGACAGAAGACGUCACAUUCUGGAAAUGGAUCAGUGUCAAUACUGUUGCUUUGGUAACUGAUGCAGCUGUUUUUCAUUGGUCAAUGGAAGGUUUGUUCAUUGUUAAUGACGGCCAGAUCAUAUGUUCAAUAGACUAAACUAGCAAGAAUUUUCAGUUGCAGUUGGUGCUUGCACUUUCUAAAAUUGAAAUUUUCUUCAAAUUUUGUAAAUUGAUUUUUCUCUAAUACCGAAGCUUGCAAACUGUUUUCCAGGUGAUUCGCAGCCACAGAAAGUGUUUGAUCGUCAUGCAAGUCUGACAGGUUGUCAAAUCAUCAACUAUCGUACGGAUCGCGACCAGAAAUGGCUGUUGCUUAUUGGCAUUCAAGCGCAAGUUAGUACAGAUUUGAAAAACAAUGUGGAAGCAUUGGAAAACGAAAUUUGGAAAACAAUGCACAAAAUAUUGCAUGGUUUCGUCACAGAAUAGAAAAUAGACCAGAAGCCUCACUGAACACCUUUCCCUAACAUUUUCGUGUUCGAGAUUUUUGCCUUGCGGAUGUAUCUACUAGUGAUCAUUACUAGUGCUCCAAGACAUGGAAACAGAUUUUAAAAAAUGCCGAGACGUGCUGACCUAGGUCAGAUUUAGGUUGGCAUUUAUUGCCAACCUCAAUUUUGACGGUUUUCAAGGGCUGUAUCUUCAAACGUCCAAAAUCUGUAGUAUUUACUUUAUCAUCAACGUUUCAUAAAUGUAUGCAUGAUUUGUAGUUGUGUGCAUGAUUUGUAGUUGUGUGCAGUGCCAAUGUACCCAAGAAAUACCUAGCUUUAAUACCACGAAAUACCUAGCUUUAGACACAAAGACAUUUUGCGAUUACCAAACAAGAACCUAUAUUUGACAAUAAAAUAGGAAAGUAGCUUAAUGGAUUAAUUUACUCACAAACUUUCCUUCUAUGCCAGCAAAAUCGAGUGGUCGGUGCAAUGCAGUUGUAUUCUGUGGAACGAAAAGUGAGCCAGCCUAUCGAAGGCCAUGCUGCGGCAUUCACACAGUUCAAGAUUGAAGGCAACCCUCAGGAAUCAACGUUGUUCUCGUUUGCAGUGCGUGGCCCACAGGGAGGAAAGGUCAGGGUGGUAGAUGUUAUACAUGGCAGCGGAUGGUGAUCAACAUCGGAAAUGUUGAAACUUAUAGGAGAAUGAAAAUGGACCUAUUCCCUAAUGAACAAAAUUUUGAUCUAAACAAGUCUAGACAAGUCUAGACAAACAUUUCACCACAGCUUGAAAGAACAUCACAAAAUUAGUAAUAUUCCGAAGUUUCGUUGCAAAAUGUUGUAAAAGGCAGAUAAUAUAGCCCAGUGAAGUUUGCCGUUUGUCAGUCAUUUUGUCUUACGCACAGGAAAUUGAUACCGCUUUCUGAAAAAAGGUAUCAGUUUACCAUGCGUAAUACAAAAUGACUGAAAAAUGGCAAAUUUUGCAAGGCUAUAUUAUCCGCAUUUUACAACAUUUUGCAACGAAACUUCGGAAUAUUACUAAUUUUGUGAUGCUCUUUCAAGCUGUGAUAAAAUUUUUGUCUAGACUUGUCUAGAUCAAAAUGUUGUUCAUUAGGGAAUAGGUCCAUUAAUCUUCAUCUCUCAAUUCUUUUAUUUGCCACUAAGACUACUACAAAUAAUGAAAAAAAUUAACAUUCUCACACACUGCUGGGAGCUGCUGCAUUCAUUAAAGGGUCAUGGUCAACCACAAUGCGUGCGUUUGUUUACGUUACUGUUACGUUGUGGGCCAGAGGCAGCCAUUUUUGUGGCCUCAAAAAUGGCGGCAACUAUUGAGGAAAGUAACUGAAAAACAUAAACAAAAGCGCACAUUGCAUUGUGGUUGGUCAUGACCAUUUGAAGAAUGAACAUUAUUUUCUCACUCUGAUAACUGCAGGUUGGCCACCAUCUGUUGCACGAUAAUGCUUAGGGGCCGUUCACAAAGGAUGUCCGAGCCGAGGGGGGUUUGGAAAAUCAGGACAAACUCGAACAUAGGGGGGGAGUGGUUUUUUUAGCAAUCCGGAUGUACGAAAUUUUAAAAAAUUCAAAAACAAAUAUCUUUUUCCUCUAUUUUGAACUCUCCUUCCCAUUGUGAAAUUGGCAUUUUGAACACUUCAUAAUAUAUUCUAAUUCUUUCCUUCAAUACAUUUAUAAUUAUAAAAAAGUUCGAAAAGUAAAAGUUUUUUUACUCUUGGCAUAUACAAGGUUGUGUGUGUUUUUGCGAGGCAUGGCGGAUGUCUGGGGGGAGUCACUAAUUCGGACAAUGCCAGACAGGGGGGGUGUCUGAAAAUCCAUCAUUUGGCCGGACAUCCUUUGUGAAUGGCCCCUUAGUGAAACCUAAUAGUUGAAGACUUUUUGUAGAUUUGUUCUAUCAAGCGAGAUGCCAAAAAAUGUCGAUAUUUCUCCAUACUUUGGUGAAACCUGCGUAUGCUAUGCAAGGGUGAAAGCAAUGUUUGAUACACAAAGAAUUAAAAAUUCUGUGACAAAGAUGAUAAAAUGUAUUUUGUAGUUACAUGUGAUUGAAGUUGGCACGCCAGCAUCAGGAAACCAGCCAUUCCAAAAGAAAGCUGUCGAGGUGUUCUUUCCACCUGAAGCUCAAAAUGACUUCCCUGUUGCCAUGCAGGUACAGUGCAGCCCAAUCUGUUGUCAUUAAUCCACAGAUAUUUUUUCUCUGAUCCACCCAUCCACCUCCAUUCUCCAUUCCACUCCUCCUUUCACCACCACUAUCACUCUUUAAAGGCAUCCACCCUGCUGCUCCACCUCCCUGACUUAUAUUGAUGAGCUUACCACACCCAACUCUCUACUCUCUAUUGCUUCCCCAUUACAUACCAUAUAAACCCCCAACCCCCCAAUUUUUGCUCUCUAAUUAUCCCCCUUACUCAACUCCCAAAGUUGUUCUCUCCUACCAAACUGACCACAUCCACAUUAUUUUCUCCAAACACCACCUCUCCCCCAUUGUUUCACACACACCCCUCCCUGCUUUGAUCUUUCUACCUCCCACCUUGCAAAAUGUAUUAUAUCUAACUCUUAUAUCAAAGUUGUCUUCUCCCACUUCAUAUCACCUGCACUAUGUUCUCUAUAAAUACUUCCCUGUAUAAUGUACAAUUCAUAUCCCCAAUUCAUUCUCCAUCUCUCCCACUCCAGUGCAACCCUCUCACCAUACCCAAGUGAUUCCCUUAACUUAACACUCCCCUAAAUUUGACCUCUAAUGACACCCCCAACCCUUCUACCGCCCUCUCUAAUGAACUGACCACACCCUUUCCAGGUGAGUCAAAAACAUGGCAUAGUGUUCCUAAUCACCAAAUAUGGUUAUGUCCAUCUGUACGACGUCGAGGGUGGCACGUGUAUUUACAUGAACCGUAUCAGUGGUGAUACGAUCUUUGUCACAGCAUCACAUGACACAAGCAAUGGUAUCAUUGGUGUCAACAGAAAAGGACAGGUUUGUACUGGUAUAGUUUGUUACGUACUUCAUGUUAACCUAAGGCCUAAAGGAAAAUACAUGUGGUUCCAGUUUCAUAUCAUGAAAAAAAAUUAGGGUAGGUCGGUCGGAAAUAAAUUUUUUUUGAAUUUUUUUUCAUGGUUUUGGCGGGGGUUUUUUGGGCGAUUUUCAGUAGAGUCCCGACAUCAAUAUCAACUAGAGAUGCGUAUUCUUGGACGAAUUUAGGCAAUUUUGGGGCACGCUCAUAUGAGCAGCCCGCAACCACCCAGAGAAAAUAGGCUGGCAUGGUCAAUUGUGUUGAAAAAAUAAUAUAGGGUCGGCAGAAAAAACACGGUCGUUUGGGAAACCGGAACCACAGGUAUUUGUUUUAGACCUAAUGUUGUAUUUAUACACAUGGAACUAUUAUGCAAGUUUGACUGAGUACGAGCUUCGCAGACGGUUUGUUUUGAUGGACGAUGCCUCUACUUCACGGACGCGAACGUUGUAAAUGACUUGUGAAGUGUCUUUAUAAGAACAUUCAUAUUCUUCAACAGUUUAAAAUGAAUGAAUGAAUGAUAUGUGGUGAGAAAAUGGAUAAUUCCAGCUGUAGACUUAAUUUUGAUCUAGGCAAGAAAAACGAAAUCCAUCACCAUAGAUAGAAAGAGCGUCGAAAAAUUAGUAAAAUUGCAAAGUUUGGCCGCGAAAUGUUGUACAAUACGGACAAUAUAGCCCUGCGAAAUUUGCAAAUUUUGUAUUAAUUUGUAUUACGCACGGGAAAAUGCACCACUUUCGGCCCAAAUGUGGCGCAUUUUCCCGUGCGUAAUACAAAAUAAUACAAAAUUUGCAAAUUUCGCAGGACUAUAUCUUCCGCAUUUUACAACAUUUCGCAACUAAACUUUGCAAUUUUACUAAUUUUAACAUGCUCUUUCUAGCUGUGGUGAUGGAUUUUGUUCUUCUUGCCUAGAUCAAAAUUUAGUCUAUAGCUGGGAUUAUCCAUUGAACUGAAAGUAAAUUUGUAUCAGAUAUACAAACUCCUUCAGGCUCGUGUUUCUUUUGUGUUUUCUUCAUGAAUUAUUCACGAGUUUCACAAAAUUAUUUCUAACUUUGCCAGCAGUCUGCCUCGAUUAAAAUUAUGUCUUAACCUCAGGUGUUAUCAGUCAGCGUUGAUGAAGAAAAUAUUGUAGCAUACAUCACGAACGUGCUUCAAAAUCCUGACCUCGCCUUGCGAGUGGCUGUGCGGAACAACUUGGGAGGCGCUGAAGAAUUGUUUGUGAGAAAGUUUAACAACAUGUUCAACAACAUGCAGUACGGCGAGGCUGCGAAGGUCGCUGCUAAUGCACCCAAGGUUUGAGUCUUACUUUUAGAUGUUUACUAGAAUUUAUUUAGGAUAGAGGCUUCCUAAUGCAUUAGACACAUAGUUAUCUUAUAUACACUAGAUAGUGCAUCUAAUUAUUCUGCGAUUCAAAAAUUGAAGCCGUGAUUGCAGUCUCAGGUCGUUCCCAUGAAAUGAGAAGAUUCGUAUGUUUUCUAUUUCUUAAACAGGGAACUUAAACAUUAAGUUAACCCUAUUCCAAAUACGUUUUUAAACUAUUCAAAUGAUGAAAAUUAUUGUUGUUUUUAAACGUUUAUUAGCAAGUGGGAACGACCAAUAUGGCCGCCAUCUAUUCAAAUGGGGGUAACCGCUGGAAUAUUCUUGGCUUCAAUUUUAAUAAAAGAGAUGCGCUAUCUAGUGUAUAUAAGAUAUCUAUGAUUAGACAUCACGAUAUUUCGAACAAAAGGAAGCUUCGUAGUUCGUUCGUAUAGACUCUCAACACGAAAGGAGAGCGUGCAUUGAUGGCUAAUAAAUUUGAAUAUCUGCGUAUUAAAUCAUGAUAUAAAAUUGUCAUUGGUCAGUAUUUUAAGUCUCCUGUUUCUAGAAUAUAAGACGUUAGGAAUGUUCGGUAUACUGAUAUACCGAAAAUAUCGCUAUUGAAACCAAUAUCGGUUUAUCGGUAUGAGUUUUUCAGUCAUACCAAAAAACCGAAAUUUCCGAUAUAUCGGAAUUUUUCGGUAUACCGUGUCAAAUUUACACAGCAUGCAUAUGGCGAAAUAAUCAAUUUUUGUUUUACUCAAAUGCAAAGUAUAAGAAGUAGACAUUUCGUGUUAAAGACAAUGUCAACAGCUUCUAAAUUACAGUAUAUACCAUAAACGGUGUUUCUACUUUUGAAAUUAUUCCAAAUCAAAUUUCCUUCAAAUUUCUACUAAGGCAUUUUCCUAUCUAACUUAAAAGGCGAAAAACCGGUAUACCGAUAAUAUCGGUAUAAUUUUUCCGGUAUACCGAUACCAGAAAAUUUUCAUACCGAACAUUCCUAGUCGACAUGCGAAGGGAGACGUAUCCAAGUUUUUACAUCUAAUAUAUUUCUGAAAAAUUAACGAAAGAACGCCUUCAUCAGUGGACGACUUACGCUUUAGAAAAAUUUUUAAUCUGGGAAUAACAAAGGAUAUUUUCUGAAAGAAGUUAUCAAAAUUAGAAAAACUGCAAAGUUUGGUUGCGAAAUGUUGUAAAAUACGGAAAAUAUAGCCCUGCGAAGUUGGCAAAUUUGUAUACAUUUCUAUUACGUGCGGAAAUUGGUAACUAAUUUAGUUACCAAUUCACGCACGUAAUACAAAAGUAUACAAAUUUGCCAACUUUGAAGGCCUAUAUUUUCCGUAUUUUACAACAUUUCGCAACCAAACUUUGUAAUAUUACUAAUUCCAAGACGCUCUUUCCAGCUGUGGUGAUAGAUUUCGUUAUUCUUACUUAGAGUAAAAUUUAGUCUAAAGCGCAAGUCGUCCAUUGAUCAAUAUAAGUUUUAGUCAAAUCUUCUGUUGUGCAAAUCCAUGUUUUAUUCUCUCACCAGGGAAUUCUGAGGACUCCACAAACCAUCCAACGUUUCCAACAAGUUCCAUCUCAACCCGGCCAGACCUCUCCUUUGCUUCAAUAUUUUGGCAUCUUACUGGAUCAAGGCCAGUUGAACAAAUACGAAUCUCUAGAGCUUUGUAAACCUGUCUUGCAACAAGGACGUAAACAACUGCUGGAAAAGUGGCUCAAAGAAGAGAAGGUAGAGUAUGUCUUAAAUGUGGUGGUCCAGUGUAGGUAGUAUUUUAUGGUUUGUGUCUGAACUACGUGAAAAAGAUAUCUCAAACGUGGUGGUCCAGUGUAGGUAGUAUUUUAUGGUUUGUGUCUGAACUACGUGAAAAAGAUAUCUCAAACGUGGUGGUCCAGUGCAGGUAGUAUUCUACAAUAAACUGUCGUGAUUUGUGUCUGAACUACGUGAAUAAGAUAUUUCAAACGUGGUGGUCCAGUGUAGGUAGUAUUCUGCAAUAAGCUGUCGUGGUUUGUGUCUGAACUACCUGAAAAAGAUACAUCAAACAUGGUGGUCCAGUGUAGGUAGUAUUCUACAAUAAGCUGUCGUGUUUUGUGUCUGAACUACGUGAAAAAGAUAUCUCAAACGUGGUGGUCCAGUGUAGAUAGUAUUCUACAAUAAGCUGUCGUGGUUUGUGUCUGAACUACGUGAAAAAGAUAUCUCAAACGUGGUGGUCCAGUGUAGGUAGUAUUCUGCAAUAAGCUGUCGUGUUUUGUGUCUGAACUACCUGAAAAAGAUAUCUCAAACGUGAUGGUCCAGUGUAGGUAAUAUUCUACAAUAAGCUGUCGUCGUUUGUAUCUGAACUACCUAUAAAAGAUCUCUCAAACAUGGUGGUCCUGCAGUGUAGGUAAUAUUCUACAAUAAGCUGUUGAGGUUUGUGUCUGAACUACCUGUAAAAGAUAUCUCAAACGUGGUAGUCCAGCGUAUGUAGUAUUCUACAAUAAGCUGUCGUGGUUUAUGUCUCAACUACCUGAAAAGGAAAUCUCAAACGUGGAGUCCAGUGUAGGUAGUACUACAGUAAGCUCACGUAGUUUGUAUCUGAACUGUCUUGUAGUUUACUUCAACAGGAAGUUUUUGUCAAUGAUGAAACAAACUUAACACCAUCUUUCGUUUGAUGCCUGAAACAUGGCAUGAAAACAGACGUACAUCUGAGACAAAAUAUGUUUUCGUGACAUCGAGCUUCAGUCUUAAAAGAGCGACGUUGCAUAGCAAGCUUUGUUUUGUUUUUUAGCUUGAAUGCAGUGAAGAACUUGGCGAUUUGGUAAAGCAAGUUGAUCCAACAUUAGCGUUGUCUGUUUAUCUGAGAGCAAAUGUCCCUAACAAGGUAAGUUUACAAAGGUUAUUUAUAUACUGGAUAGCUCCCUAGAGGUCUAGUACUGUAAGAGCUAUUCCUUAUUUGUUCUGUAUAACAACAGGAUGAAACCGGUCACACACUGAGGUGAAAUUAUAAUCAGACAACUGCAUUGAACCACAGAGGCAACAGUGCAUACUAACCACUGUGACAGAUCAACCCAACGUUUUAGUUGUAAAGGAAAGCAGCCAACCUGACUAUACUAUUGUUUUUCCAGGUGAUUCAAUGUUUUGCUGAAACAGGACAAUUUCAGAAGAUCAUUUUGUACGCAAAGAAAGUUGGUUUCACUCCCGACUACAUCUUCCUGCUACGAAGUGUAAUGAGAGUGAACCCUGAGCAAGGUGGUCAGUUUGCAACCAUGUUGGUUCAAGAGGAAGGCGAACCUUUGGCAGAUCUCAGUCAGGUAAAAUACGAGCAUAUUUUAGUCGAACGAUCUGUGCCAAGUGAGGUAGUACCAAAACCACCAGAAAAUUGUGAUGGAUUUCAACUGCCUGAAAAAUACAAGGAGAACUUCGACGUUUCGAGCGAAUGCCCUUCGUUGGGUGUUUUUCUCUCUCUGUAAUUGUGUUUUUUAGCAUUGGUCCUUGGAUGAGUACUCAAAUACCGUGUUUGCUCAUUAGAAACAUAACUACGUUCAAGCAUAGAUAUCUUAUAUAUACACUAUUAUAGAUAGUGCAUCUAAUUAUUCUGCAAUUCAAAAAUUGAAGCCGUGAUUGCAGACUCAGGAUAUUCCCAUGAAAUGAGAAGACUCGUAUGUUUUCUAUUUCUUAAACAGGGAACUUAAACAUUAAGUUAAACCUAUUCCAAAUACAUUUUCAAACUAUUCAAAUGAUGAAAGUUAUUGUUGUUUUUAAACGUUUAUUAGCGAGUGGGAAACUCCAACAUGGCCGCCAUCUGUUCAAAUGGGGGUAACCGCUGGAAUAUUCUUGGCUUCAAUUUUACUUUGCAGUCAUGUAUUCCCAUGUUACGUGAUGAUAAGAAAUCACGUGAAACAACUAACAUACAACUACGUGUGACAUUUCAGGUCGUGGAUGUGUUUAUGGAGACCAAUCAGGUUCAACCUUGUACGUCAUUCCUUCUUGAUGCUCUGAAGAACAACCGUCCCAAUGAAGCCCAUCUGCAAACACGUUUGUUAGAAAUGAAUCUUCUUACAGCACCACAGGUUUGUGUUGUGUUGCGUUGCGUUGCGUUGUGUUGUGUUGUGUUGUGUUGUGUUGUGUUACUAAUUGUCUGUACUAAUGGACAACUUGCAUGUUAGACUAAAUUUUAAUCUAAGUAAAGAGAAGGGAAUAAAACACAACAGUUAAAAAGAAAAUAAUGAAAUUAGUGACAUUGCAAAAUUUGGUUCCGAAUUGUUGUAAAAUACAGAAAAUACAGCCUUGCGAAGUUUGCAUAUUUUCAGUAUAUUUGUAUUACGUGCGGAAAUUGUUACCAUUUUCGACUCAAAAAUGGUAACAAUUUCCGCACGUAAUAUAAAAUAUGCAAACGUCUGAAAAUAUGCAAACUUCGCAAGGCUAUAUUUUCUGUAUUUUACAACAUUUCGUAACCAAAUUUUGCAGUUUUACUGAUUUUAAUAUUAAGUUCUUUACGGGAAUUUACCUUAUUUUUCCUAUAUCAAAAAUUAGUCUAGCAUGCAAGUUGUCUGUUGUCUCUACGCCUCAAAUUUUGUCGAUGAUGAAACAAACUAAACACCAUCUUUCGUUUGACGCCAACAUUGGCAUGAAAACUAACAUACAAUAUCUGAGACGAAAUGUUUUACGUAUGUUUGUAGAUGCGGCUUAUAUAGUGCAUUUAACAUUUCAUUUCCUUGACUACAGGUAGCUGACGCCAUCCUUGGCAACCAAAUGUUCACUCAUUAUGAUAAAGCUCAUAUUGCGCAACUCUGUGAGAAUGCUGGACUGUUACAACGGGUAAUCACAAUACUUAUAUUAUGUACACAAACUGUUAUGGUAGUAUGCGUCUCUUAUUGCCAGGGAUAUUUCGUAUAACAAUGUAUUUAAUUCAAACAUAAUACAAGGGCUAUUCUGACACGAGAAAAAAUGGUGCCUUAUUUUCGUUUUAGGCUCUGGAGCAUUACACGGAUAUUUUUGACAUCAAGAGAGCGAUUGUUCACACACAUCUGCUGAAUCCUGAGGUACUACAGUACAUUCAUUUCCAGUUCCUAUAUUUUUAUUAAACUGUUUGAAAACUCUUCAACUGGUCGUCUCCAGUAUAAUUCGAGCUACUGACGAGUUAAAUCCCUAAAAACCAUAAUGCAUAUUGUCAUUUGAUGAUAGCAUAUCAUUUUCAAUCCUAGUGGUUGGUCAACUACUUCGGAACAUUAUCAAUCGAGGACUCUAUGGAGUGUUUGAAAGCCAUGUUGACGAACAACAUUCGACAAAAUCUUCAAAUUUGUGUCCAAGUCGCCACGAAAUAUCACGAACAGCUUGGAACAGCGCAACUUAUUGAGGUCUUUGAGUCGUUCAAGAGCUUUGAAGGUAGGUGACACUUGCCGAAACUAAAAGAUGAGACUAAUUUUAUACUAGACAGCUCUACCUGUAAGAAAGUGUAAGUAAAUGGGAGUGUUCUAAGGAUGGCUCUGGCAACACCGCGGAAAAACGUCUGCGCAUGCACCAAAUUAUGAAAAUAUGGCGGGGAAUUUGAAUAUCAAUUUCUAAAACAAAAACAUGCUUAUUAAUUGGUCAAAAAUUAGUAAAACAAACGAGAAAAUAUAGCAAAUGGGUAGAUUAGACAUUAAUUGAAAGCGUCCUGACAUUUAAAGUAUGGAAUGAAAUAUAAUUCAUGCAAAAAAUGGUUGAUUUUAACGGACACGACUUCGAAAAUUUUUGCAAAAUUAUUCAAAACAAAAAUUCAAACUAAAAAGUUAAGCUUCUUAACCCACUCAAAUUGUAGAAUAAAUCCUAAAGUUUAAUUAUUGUGAACACGAAAAUUUUUUAUAUUUGGCGACACAGUUUUUUUUAAAGAAAUGUAUCUCAAACGAAAAUUCGGAAAUUGUCGUUGCUUAGUUGAUAAACAAAAUGUUUCAGACGAUAAAUUUGUCAACAAUCACCUUUAGUUCAUGUUCUUGUACAAUACAAUUUCUUGAACCUUCUGGCUGUAUUUAUUCCUAGUUUUUGGAAUGACAUGUUUAUUUUUGCGCUCGAAAUCUGGCUGUAAAGACGCACAAUGAAGUCACUCCUUUUUACCGCCAUUUUGAGCCUUCGGAAACGUUCGGAACAGCUUCUCAUCAAGUUCGCAAUACUAUUACAGGUAAGGUUGACGCAUGCGCAGACGUUUUUCCGCGGUGUUGGCUCUGGCAGCCACCUUAUGACUCCUGUCUGACCAGGGGAGCACAGCUACGGCGGAAGGGUCAGUUAUAGCAGGGGUGGAUUUAUAGGGAGGUGCACAGGGGUGCGCACCCCUGUUGGCCUUGGUACAUAGGGGUGCAAGGGGGGUGCAAAAAAAUCAAAUUCAGAAAUAUGGCAUAAUUUCCAAGGUUUUCCUUUUUUGAAGUGAAACUGAAGCUCACAAAAUUUUCGAAAUUUGGUAUGGCAAAUUGAGAGAAAGUGACGGAAAACCAUUUAUACAGUACUAGUCCGGAAAUUUUAUUUUUGGGGAGUUGCUGUCCGGAAAAUUUUUUUUAAUAGGGGCCUUGACCAGCAUCCCCCCCUAGAAAAACUUUGCUGGAUCCACCCCUGAGUUAUAGGUGCCUAAUCCCAACCCAAUCUCUGUGGGAGGAAACCUGAGUACCCAGAGAAAACCCACGACUUUCAGUAGAGCGUUGACGAACUUUUUUCUGACAUGAAUGUUUUGAGUCCGCAAGGAGAACCGAACCCAGGGUCUCAGAGGAGAAAGGCGCGCGUUCUGACGAUUGCGAUGCUCGCGAUACUGGAAGUUACCUUGACAAUAUUUUUAUUUAGGAUUAUUCUACUUCCUUGGAUCAAUUGUGAAUUUCAGUCAAGAUGCAGAGGUCCACUUCAAGUACAUUCAGGUUGGCUUAAUUUUAUCUUUGUGUACGAUUGGAUUGAUUAUACAGAGGUAGUGCAUGUUGUUGAUUGCAGGCUACUUUGACAUACAGAUUAGGGACGGACCAUUAUUUUUUUGGAGGGGGGGGAUGAAAAAUUCUUUAAAAAAAUUGUUUACAAAGACAAAAAAGUGCAAAUAAAUUGUUUGCACACAUAGAAAAGAGGAAAAAAUAGUUUGCAAGCUAAUGAGAUUAUGCAACAUCAACCAAGGUUAAUGACAAUGAACAGAGUGCUCACCAACAUACCCAAGGUCUUCACUCCAAAGCCCUGGGAUGGGACACGUUGGCACAUGUUGCAAUCUACAUAUGGGUUAAAUAUUAAUCUAUUUAAUACAGUCAUUUCUUGGGAGGGGGGGUUGUAUUUUUUGGUAUUUUUUGUAUAAAAUAGGUAAUUGGACAAGUACUGGUGUAAGACAUUGUGUAGCGUAAAUAAUGAGAGGACCAGUAUCGGCCUUUUUUAACAUACAAGCGGUGGGGGGAUGUCUGCCUUAUGCCCCCCUCACGAAAUCACAUUUUCCUUUUCAUUUCCCUUUUUCCUAAAUUUACACAAACAAACCAGCGAAAAAUUACAAAUUGAUAAACAAAAAGUAAGUUUUAGGCUUUAUCCUUUCUCCUUGUUUAACAAAAUCGAUUUAAAUUGUUACGUUUUUCUACCUGGCACUAAGUAAUGAUGAUAAAUUAUUGUUAAUAAUUUUUUAUUUUUUGUGCAUUUUUUCCUUCUUUUAUUUCAAAUACAAGUAUACUUAGCAUAAAUUUUAGAGCAAAUUUAAAUGCUCAGAAUACAGGAAAUGGCAUUUCAGGGCUUCAAAUUUCAAAAAAUUUCGGGGAAAAUAUGCCCCCAGACCACGUUGCCGUCAGCCAUUCCUAUCCUCCUCUAAUAUAUUAUCUCACAGAAAGGUCCCCCCCCCCUCACACGGGAAAAUCUUUAAAAAAGGCCCGGACCAGUAUACCAAAAAAACUAUUAAAUGUCUGUUUACAUAUUAAAUUUAUACUUCUGACAACACCACAUGUUGUUCGAUCACCAGCGCCGUAGCAACCGGGGGCGGGGCGGCUGCAGCCCCCACAACAAUUUGCUAAUAAUUAUUCAUUUUUCAAAAUCAUGCAGACCUUUAUCAUUUAAUUCAUGACAAACUGCAAAGAAUGAAGAUAUUACCCAUACUUUCCUGCAACUUAUCCAAUAUAAAGUUUAGUACUACAGAAUUGUAAAUUUCGCUGUUUUCUGACCAUCAGAAUUCUGUCAAAUCUUCCCCAAAGUCCAGGAAAUGGCAUUUCAGAGACUCUAAAUUUAAAAAUUUCCUCGGGUCUUCGGUCCCCGCUUUCAGCCCCCCCCCCCCAAUCGAAAAGAGCUUCCUACGGCCCUGAUCACACAUGCAAUAGUGUAAUCGGGCACAAAUUAAACUAUAUAUAUAUCAAUUUAUAAUGAAAUUCACAGCAAUCAGGUGGACAAAAAAAUUGUUUGCAGAAGGAAGCAGGCGCAAAAAAAUUGUUUGCAACGACAAUAGCACCAAAAAAAAUUGUUUGCAUUAACGAAAUGUCCAUCCUCCAAAAAAAUAAUGGUCCGUCCCUUAUACCUCGAGUGUUAACAAUGUCUGAAAUUAUCUUUUCAGGCCGCGUGUAAGACUGGACAGAUCAAGGAGGUUGAGCGAAUCUGUCGCGAAAGCAACGUUUAUGAUCCAGAGAGAGUGAAGAACUUCCUCAAGGAAGCAAAGUUGACAGAUCAACUGCCAUUGAUCAUUGUUUGUGACCGCUUUGAUUUCGUCCACGAUCUAGUCUUGUACCUGUACAGAAAUAAUCUGCAGAAAUAUAUUGAAAUUUAUAUCCAGAAGGUGAGUUUUAAUAUCUUCAAUUUUGCAUUAAGGCGAGCUAACUUUGUACUGGAUAGCCUAUCAGCUCCAAACUGUUUUCCUAUUGAUCCAGUGUUACUACAGUAGGAAACCUAAACUAAACCACAGUGUGACUAAACUAACUUUAUUUAUACUGGGUAGCUCUAUCACUGGAUAGCUCUAUUACUGUUCUCCUAGAGGUCCAGUUAGGGUUACUUCUAAUUGAUUCAGUGUUACUACAGGAGGAAAGCAGAGUACUCGGAGAAAACUUGCGUUGUUUCGCACAGUUAAACUGGAAGCACUCUUCUCACAUGUGACUGAGGUGAAAUUAUAAUGAGACAACUGUAUAUUACAGGAGUGGAACCCUGGUGAAAGAGGUGAAAGGCUCAUGCACUAAAGGCUCAUGCACUAACCAGGCCUUGAUUUAUCGGUUGGUCACGGACAUUGUCCGAUCCAUUCGUCAAAUUGUCCGACGUAGAGAGGAAACCACCGGACAUUUUGUCCGAUCUAAGUGAAAAUGAGGUUUAUUCUUUGUCCGACCCGAGUGUAUUGGUGUCCGACCGAACUGUAGCUUUGUCCGACCCUUUCUCCACGCACGUAAAUCAAAAUGUACCCAUUUUAUAAAUGGAGAACCAGAGUAUUGUAUAAAAAUGAACCGGAAAUGUUGUUUUUAAGUCGUACUGCUAUUAUUGGCAAGCAAGCUAAUCUUGGCUUGGAAAUAAAUAUGAAUGACAAUAAUCAUUUAAUAUCUUCACAACAGUUACUUCAGAAUUAAUAUAUUGUGCUGAUAUUAAUUUGUGUCAUUCAGACUUAUUUCCCAGCCAAACUGAACUGAAGGUCAUCGGACACCAUCAUACAUUCUGUAUAUCCCACUCAAAGUCAUCGGACAUUUUGUCAGACAGCCCUAUAAAAUAUAUUUUCAGUCCUGGCACUAACCCUUGUGGAUAUACUUUCAGGUGAAUCCAUCUCGAGUUCCUGUUGUGGUCGGAGGUCUCUUGGACGUUGAUUGUUCUGAAGAUAUUAUCAAGAAUCUUAUCCUGGUCGUACGAGGUCAAUUCUCGACUGAUGAACUUGUUGAAGAAGUGGAGAAACGAAACCGCUUGAAACUGCUGUUACCGCUGCUUGAAGCUCGUGUGCAUGAAGGCUCAGAAGAACCUGCUACCCACAAUGCACUGGCAAAGAUUUACAUCGAUUCAAAUAACAACCCUGAACGAUUCCUUAGGUGAGUACAGCGAUUUCAGUGUUGCUACAGAAGGGAACCAAACUAACUUCAUGUCUUCAUUUAUACUGGAUAGCUCUAUCAGUUCUAAACUGUUCUUCCUAAAGGUCCAGUAAGGAUCAUCUCUUAUUGAUCCAGUGUUACUGCUGGAGGAAACCUAAACUAAACUAACUUUAUUUAUACUGGAUAACUCUAUCAGUUCUAAACUGUUCUUCCUAGAGGUCCAGUAAGGAUCAUCUCUUAUUGAUCCAGUGUUACUGCUGGAGGAAACCUAAACUAAACUAACUUUAUUUAUACUGGAUAGCUAUAUCAGUUCUAAACUGUUCUCCCUAGAGGUCCAGUAAGGAUCAUCUCUUAUUUAUCCAGUGUUACUGCUGGAGGAAACCGGAUGACCCAGAGAAAAGUUGCGAUGUUUAAGAUGAGUAAGGACAGUCAUAAUCUUUAAACGUACCUCUAGCUAACGUGGUUCUCUUCUUGUAGAGAAAACCCAUUCUACGACAGCAAGGUCGUUGGCAAGUACUGCGAGAAACGUGACCCGCAUCUCGCGUGUGUCGCGUAUGAACGUGGACAGUGUGAUAUGGAAUUAAUUAACGUAAGUCACUGAUCUCAGGGUCUUCUUUUUUGAAUUUUUUGAAACAUUAACAGUUUCACGAAGCAUUAUCGUGCAGCAGAUGAUGGUCAACCUGCAGUUAUCAGAGGGAGAAAAUAAUGUUCAUUCUUUUCAUUCUAUGUGGUAGUGUUGUAUUUGGUGGCAAAUAAAUAGAAUUGAGAAAUGUAGUUUAAUUUUCUUGCUCCAAAUUCCAAAAACCAUGACCAGUAUCUGCUGCUCUGUAACACUUACUACCCACCAUUAGACGGCUUAAACAUGCAUUAUGAAUAUAACCUCGACUCUACUCCAUACGUUGCAGGUUUGCAAUGAGAAUUCUUUAUUCAAAAGCGAAGCCAGAUAUCUCGUACGCCGUCGUGACCCAGAUCUUUGGGCCAAUGUUCUCUUGGAGGACAACCCAUUCCGAAGACAGCUUAUUGAUCAAGUCGUGCAGACCGCGUUGUCUGAAACUCAAGAUCCUGAGGACGUGUCGUGUACUGUGAAGGCGUUUAUGACUGCAGACUUGCCAAAUGAAUUGAUCGAACUUCUCGAGAAAAUUGUUCUGGAGAACUCCGUCUUCAGUGAACACAGGUAUAGUAUAGGGCGACUGAUAAAUAUCUUUACAUACAGAGAGCUGAAUUACAAAAGAACACUGCUCAAAUAUGUUCGAAUCAAAAGCUUAGUAAG